AUGACAACACCAAACACCCACCUCGCCGCCAUAAUCGCCCAAAAGGGAAGCCCACUCUCCCUGGUCCACCGACCAACCCCAAAACCCGGCCCAACCGAACUCCUCAUCCGAGUCAAAGCCAUCGCCGUAAACCCAGUGGACUACUACCAACGCGAGUACGGCGUCUUCAUCGAGAAGUUCCCCGCAAUCUGCGGCUCAGAUGUAGCAGGCAUCGUCGCCGAAGUAGGGAGCGAGGUGCGCAGCGACACGCCCAAACCCGGGGAUAGAGUGGUCGCGUUCGCGAGCGCGUAUCUCUACAAUGCGAACCCGGAUUACGGUGCAUUCCAGGAAUAUGUCCUUAUCUCUCAGGACGUGGUUGCAGCUUUGCCGGACAGCUUCACGUUUCUUGAGGGGUCUGUGUUUCCGAUGGUGGCUUGGACGACUUGGAAUGGAUGGUUGUGGGCUGGGAUUCCGAGAGGGUAUCAAUGUCAGGUUGGAGAGGGAGAGGCAAAGGGGGAGGGGGACAAAGAGGGUGUGCUGAUUUGGGGGGCGUCGAGUAGUAUUGGGGCUUUUGCGGUUCAGGAGGCCAAGUUGAUGGGGUUUGCAGUUUAUGCUACUGCCAGCGUUAAGAAUCAUGAGUAUAUUAGGGGGUUGGGUGCGUCGAGGGUGUUUGACUACAGUGAGGAGGGUGUUUUGGAUAGGAUUGUUGGUGCGGCGAAAGAGGAUGGGGUUAGUAUUCGGGUUGGUUUUCAUGCGACCGGGUCUCAGCAGUUGGCAGUCGAUGUCAUGAGUGCGUUGAGCCAGGGCUCUGUGAAGUCCAAAUUGGCUAUUGCGCCUAUGGUGGAACAGGAUUUGAAAGUGCCUGAUGGUGUCGAGACGGCGUUUGUAUUGCCACCUGAUGAUAUUGAAGAGAGGGAUGAGAGGACUAGGUGGAUUUUUGGAAAUUGGCUGCAGGAGAAACUUGAAUCGAAAGAGCUGGUUGUCAGUCCUCAUGUCAAGGUUGUGGAGGGCGGCUUGGCCUCUGCGAACGCGGCUCUAGAUGAGUGGAAAGCUGGGGUGAGCUGUACCAAAAUUCUUUUCGAGGUUUAA
This is a messenger RNA of Penicillium verhagenii, 1068 nucleotides long. Its product is annotated as zinc-binding alcohol dehydrogenase family protein. The transcript has a single exon. Bases 1 to 1068 code for a protein of 355 amino acids. The record is from RefSeq and is a predicted model, not a curated record. Lineage: Eukaryota; Fungi; Ascomycota; Eurotiomycetes; Eurotiales; Aspergillaceae. Gene Ontology annotation, molecular function: oxidoreductase activity, acting on NAD(P)H.